UUCUGAAAGUUUUAAACAUCGAUGGGGAUCAGCAAAUCAAAACUUUGCACAUCUCCCAGUGACAAACAUUUGAAUGACUGUCUUCUUGCAGCAACAAGCAUCAACCACAUGGUAAAAAGAUGGUGAAGACAAUGCAAACACAGCCCUCUUAUUACUUGUGCCAUCGAGGUCAUUCAAGUGUCAAAACUGACCCAAGGGAUGCUGGAUGAACAAUGCACGAUGACACGCAACAAGAGUGCCUUAUCCAGGAUCUGGGAUUUCUGCACCAUUGAUAAAGAUUCACCCAACUACCUUGACCAUGUAUCGGAACAAGUGGACAAAUACAGGGGGCAGACUGUGCCUCUGGAGAAGCCAGCAGGGUAUCCAAUGAGAAUUGGGGGGCUAGAUGACACAAUCUAUGCAGAAAUGGAGGAUGAGCUUGAAGCAUGGGAAGAUUUCUACCUUCCUGAAAGAGUAGAGAUGAGAGUUAUCGGUGCCAUUGAUAUGUUCCCGAGUCUGGCAGUGGGUCUGCAGCUGAUCAUUCUGGCAGGCAAAGAUGGCAACAUCUAUGCUUAUGAAAAUGAGGUGUUGCACCAAGUGGCCGACAGCUUGCAGGACCUCUUCCAAAAGGGAAUUGAGUUUCCUGGAACCAAAGUCUACAACUAUGGGGAAUGUUUUGCUCCUAUGACGGAAGAAGAAUACGAUGAAUUAAUGCAGGAUGAAGAAGUAAAGAAAAUGAAAGAGGAGACCAGGGAAUUCAUCAAAAGCAACGAAGCCGAAUUUCUGAGCAUACUGGCCCGCAUUGAAGAAAAAGAGAAUGCAGAAAAGGUUGCGUCCAAUGCAGUUGUGCCUUCUGACCACCACCGCCCCAAGAAUGUUGUAGUUCAGUUGUGGAAGCAUGCAGAUGAAUCGUUCAUAUUUCAUUUAAAUGAUGCCUAUUAUGAGAUGUGGUGCAAGAUCUUCCAGCUGCUAGGGCUGACACGUGAAGAGCUGAAAAGUAAUGGGACUUGUAGAAAGUUGAGGCGCUGUUUCAGAGCUCUUCCAUGUGCCGCACAGACUCUCCUCUUGAGUACAUCAUGAUUUUUAAAGUCUGUGCCUUUGGUCCUGAAAAGAGAAUUGUCCCACAACUGCAAUGGCACCCAAACAGUUACAUGUUAACUGCCAAUGCAGGAUGAGUAUUUUGAAGAGUGCUCAAUAAAUUAUCAAAGGGCUUGCUCAACUCCAAAGAAAACUUGAAUCUUAAUUCACAACAUUCACUUUGGGUGCUUUGGUCAAAGAUAAAUAUUACAUUUUACCAUAAGACCAGCACUCACUUCAAAUUUAAUUAUUAAUUUAUUUAAGACAUUUUUUUCUUUUUUUAAAUGGCAGCUACGCAAGCACAGACAGACACGUUGUGGCUAGAUGCCUUCCUCAGAGUGCAUUCAAACAAACUUAAUUACAUUUUUAUACAAUUGAUUGGUGAUUAUUAUAAUUUGUUAAUUAAUUUGCUCUUAAAGGGAAAGUCAACAUUACAAUAAAACAAUACACAAAAGAAAAACAAGCUAUUUUUAUUUCUGUAGUUUUAUUGUAGUGUUGGCUUUCCUUUUUUAAGAGCAAAUUAAUUAAUUAUAAUAAUCACCAAUCAAUUACUGUGAAGCCGUAAAUAUUUGCGAGCCUUUUAUGGUGCAUUUUUCACGUAUGAAAAAAAAACGCAAACAUUGUUGGCACUAAUAUCAAACUCCACUAACAAUACAUACUUCAUAUAUUGCAAAAGGUAGCCAUAUUUUCUGGAGCAAAAUAGGUUUUAUGGGUGUGAUUCGCCAAAUAGUUUGGUUGCAAAUAUGUAUGGCUUUACAGUAUAUAAAAAAGUAAUUCAUUUUGUUUGACGCUCAGAGGAAGGCAUCAGUGAUCUUGUUGGCAAUGCUAGAAGCUUAGAUCUAUUUAAAAGCCAAGGUUAGCACUCUUUGAAAUAUACAGUUGUGUUCAAAAGUUUGGAAACAGCAAGAUUAGGGCUGGGGAUUGUAUUGAAGGUUUUCCUCACUCAGUUCCCUUUUCUUAAUAUCUUGGUACCCCUGAGUGGAUGAUCCUCAUUUGCUGUUUCCAAACUUUUGAACACUCCAGUUUAUAGUUAUGCACUGACACUCAUCAUGGGAUAUUGACCUGCUGCUAAAUGUUUAACUGUCAGUGUUAUAUGGUGGGACAGCCACUUACUCAGGAUAUUUUUAGUUCUCUCGAAGCAUCCCGAUAAACAGGGCAGACUGUACAAUGCUUAAAGGGAUGCAAUCAUGUAUAUCUACCUUGUAAAGAAGCUCAAAAGGCGAAACUCUCUUAUACUGUGGUGUUUGGUGAGCCAAAUAAGAGUAUACAUUUGCAUAGUGCUUAAAGGGAUACAUACAGCUGUGUCAUGUGUAUCUACGUUGUGUAUACAGCCAGAUUUUCUGAUUAUCCCUGUGUUUUCAAUUUUAAGAAUAUAGAUUUUUCACUGGAAAUCUAAAAAUAUAGUUUUGGAAAGUGCUGCACUGACAUUACUGAUUAUUUCUGUAUCAAUAAAGAAAAUUUGAUGAAGAA
This is a messenger RNA of Acipenser ruthenus (sterlet), 2526 nucleotides long. RefSeq lists its product as uncharacterized. The transcript has 5 exons. The coding region runs from base 199 to 1059 and encodes 286 amino acids. The record is from RefSeq and is a predicted model, not a curated record. Lineage: Eukaryota; Metazoa; Chordata; Actinopteri; Acipenseriformes; Acipenseridae.